ACCGACAUAAGUUUCCUGACUUAGAAAGUUAUCAGUGCAGAAUGGAUACAUUUACUGGAUGGCCCUGUUGUGAAGUAAUAGAGCCUUCGGUUCUGGCUGAGGCAGGAUAUGUCUAUGCAGGGUUCAGCGACUGUGUCACGUGUUUUUCCUGUGGAGGUGGGUUACGCAGUUGGCAAUAUGGUGAUGAGCCAUGGGAAGAACAUGCUAGAUGGUUUCCGAAGUGCAUGUUCCUAAGGGAACAGAACGGGCAAAUGAACGUCACCGUCCGCAGCAAUGGGCAAACAGACAAUGACGAAAGAAGUGAGGGAUCAGCUAGUGGGAACCAAGAUGAAAGAUAUGAUCCUGUUACUCAACCGGACAUUCCGGGACCUAAUCUUAUUUACCGGAAUUCUAACUACGUAUUGCCAGAAGAAACAAUUCAGUUCGCCAUUACCAGUUUAGAAGCCCAAAAAGUGGAAGAAAAACAAAUACUGAAAGAAAACCGAAGACUAAGGGAGCUUAUUACCUGCAAGAUUUGCCUUGACCUCGAAGCUAGUAUUGUGUUUCUACCAUGUGGUCAUCUUGUUUCUUGUCAACAUUGUGCUCGUAUGCUUAAAACAUGUGCUGUUUGUCGGGCUAAUAUACAAGGAAGAGUCAUGGUUAUGAGAUGUGACUUACGAAGGAUUUAACGCUGGACAUUUUACUUAUGAUAAUAAUGGUUCCGAUAUUGCCAGGCAGAACUUUUUGCUAACUAUAUUGUGCAAGAGCUUGUUCUGAUACAUACUGUAUCUCCUUUUAAUUGGUUUGUCAAGACAGUCACGAAAUAGAAAUAAAAAAGUAAAUAAAUAAAUGUUGGGACUAGAAUUAUCUGAACGUGUUAUUUAUGAAAUUGUUUAUAUGCUGCUGUACAAUAUUUAGAGAAUUUUACAUUUUUUUAUCACAUAUUUAACAUACUUGGGGUUUAGUAAAGCCAUUAUAUAAAAAUGACAAUAGACUAUUGUAAUAAAGCUUUUGACGUUAACGUCGUUUAUAGUAUAGGAGACGUUGGUCAAAUUGCCUUGUUUAUAUAGUAAAAGGAAUGAGAAUGUUAGCUCACCUGAGCUCAGGGUAAGCUAUUGUUCUUAUAACAUUUUUGAUUUCGCAGAAAUUUCACGUAAAAUCCUACAUUUUUGUCUUAAAAGUCUUUAACUUCUUUAUAUCGAAUUUUGUGUCGUGAUAUCUUAACUAAUGAUUAAUGAUUGACGAUAUGUGAUCGUUUGGGUGUGAUUCUGCGAAUAUUUGAAUUAUAAAUUAAAUUUGAAAUUCUUCAAUUGACGUUAAAGUCGCAUGUAAUUUAUCAUGUCUCUUUCCUCUUUGCGGUUAAAGAUGCUAUCAAACUCGUGUUUGUUAAAGAUGAUUCACAGAUAUUUUGAUGAUAUCUUACAUAUGAAUUUAGAAAAGGGUUUUAAAAGAGAAAUACCAAAAACAGAAGUUUGCCGCUGAUUUUUUUUUACAAAAUUAUCACGUCUUUUUUGCGGAUUUCAGUUACAUCUAAUAGAAUAGUCUUGUUUUCAUCGAAAUAUUUAUCGUGUUAUCUUAAUAAAUAGUACAUAAUUGAAAUGAUUAUGUCAAUUUCGUUUAUUUUUCAAUAUUUUCAAUGGAAAUUGAAAUAUAAUUUAAAAAUUUUAAAAUGUACGUCGUUCGUAAUUCGCUAUGUUUUCCUUUUGUGGUAAAAUAUACUAGCAAAUUAGUGUUUGAUAUUAAAGUGUUUAGAUAUUUAUUUACAUCCUACAUUCUCUUAAAA
Molecule: messenger RNA, 1762 nt
Organism: Mercenaria mercenaria
Lineage: Eukaryota; Metazoa; Mollusca; Bivalvia; Venerida; Veneridae
Product: baculoviral IAP repeat-containing protein 3-like
Exons: 4
Coding region: 42-668 (208 amino acids)
Biological process (GO): regulation of cell cycle; positive regulation of protein ubiquitination; negative regulation of apoptotic process
Cellular component (GO): cytoplasm; nucleus; spindle microtubule
Molecular function (GO): cysteine-type endopeptidase inhibitor activity involved in apoptotic process; ubiquitin protein ligase activity
Source: RefSeq, a predicted model, not a curated record